Messenger RNA from Synchiropus splendidus (mandarinfish), 1431 nucleotides. RefSeq names its product transmembrane 4 L six family member 21a (gene tm4sf21a). Gene Ontology annotation, cellular component: membrane. The record is from RefSeq and is a predicted model, not a curated record. The transcript is spliced from 4 exons. Lineage: Eukaryota; Metazoa; Chordata; Actinopteri; Syngnathiformes; Callionymidae. Bases 88 to 660 code for a protein of 190 amino acids.
CCCGCCUGCUCUUUCUCUCUGACUUGAAGAGGAAGCUCCACCGAGGAGCAGAGAAACCAGAAAGAGGAAUCACAGCGUCGGGACAGCAUGUGUACAGGAAAGUGCUCCCGGUGCGUCGCGGUGACACUCUACCCUCUGGCCGUCAUUUCCAUCAUCUGCAACAUCGUGCUGUUCUUCCCCAACGGCGAGAUCAAGUACGCGCAGGAUGGGCACAUCACCGAGGAGGUGAAGUACAUGGGGGGGCUGGUCGGCGGGGGGAUCAUGGUGCUGAUCCCAGCGCUGCACAUUCACUUGACGGGCUCUCAGGGCUGCUGCGGAAACCGCUGCGGGAUGUUCCUGUCCAUCCUGUUUGCCGCUGUUGGGGUCGUGGGCGCCCUCUACAGUCUGGCUGUGGCAGCCGUGGCUCUUCAAAACGGGCCCCUCUGCAAGGCUUUUUUCAUCUGGAACACACCCUUCAAAGACAAAGACGCCAAGUACCUGACCGAUGACGACAAGUGGGUGGUGUGCACCGAACCCAAGAACAUCGUCAGCUUCCACAUCGGUCUGUUCGCCACGCUGGUCGCCACCAGCUGCCUGCAGCUCAUCCUCUGCGCCGUCCAGAUGAUCAACGGCCUCUUCGGCUGCUUGUGCGGAACCUGCAGCAAGAAAGGAGUCAUCUGAGCUUCAGGCCAAGACGGGAAAUCACGUCCGACAUUUCAGUCUUACCUCCAGGUCGAACAGUCGCCCCCUGUCGGACAAGCUGGUAGUGGGCACCCGCUUCAGCAUAAACGCUCACACCUCUACAGCCGCUCACUUUCACCGCCUAAAGCUCAUCUGUUAUCGAGAACACGUAUGAUGUAAAAGCUGACGCAUUAAAUCGCUGUUAACUGCGGACUGUUUUAUAUUGUUUGAACGACAAUAAAGUCCUUUAGUGUGUCGCACCUGGACGUCACUGCUGGAACAAAAAAGGGCAAUUUUGAGAAAUAGUUAUUGAAAAAUUGGAUAUUUUCUUUUUUUUUUUUUGCCAAAGCCAAAACUGUAAAACUCAAAUCCUGCCAUUCAUAUAAGAAGUGCUGAUAUUACUUUUUUUAAAAGCACAUUUGAAUCAGUGAAGUACUUGCAAAACAGUAUAUUCACUUAAAAUAGCUAUAUAUUCUAAUGUGUUGCACAAAAAUUCCAUGCAUCUAAAGUAAACAAAAAUAAAUUUCCAAUGAUUGAAUUUUAACAUUUUAGAGGCAAAAUAUGGUGCUUUCGGAGACACUAUUGAUCCCAAUAAUAUCAUAAAUUGAAGUGGAAUAUUGAUGCGCUUUGUUACAAUUAUAAACAUGAUAUAAUCUAAAUAACGAAUACAUCCAGAGACAACUCGUUCUUUUAUAUCAUUAAAUAAUUUUCAAAUUUUGGGAAGAAUAACGACGCUCUAUUCUAUUUAUGUAAAACAAAAAGGCUUCUACA